This is a messenger RNA of Prunus avium (sweet cherry), 1133 nucleotides long. Its product is annotated as Ribosomal L5P family protein. Gene Ontology annotation, cellular component: ribosome. The record is from RefSeq and is a predicted model, not a curated record. Gene Ontology annotation, molecular function: structural constituent of ribosome. Lineage: Eukaryota; Viridiplantae; Streptophyta; Magnoliopsida; Rosales; Rosaceae. Gene Ontology annotation, biological process: translation.
UUCUAAAUGUACCUACCUUAUCCUAUUUCAUUCACAGAAAGCCAAAUCCAGUAAUCACCCUCACUCUUGCCCAAAUUCACAGAAAAACCACCUCACUCAACACUCUUACAGCCACUAUCGUAAAUAAGUUCCAAACGAGGUCCUUUCCUCACCUCGCACCCUAAACCCCUACCCUCUGAGUCUGCGUUCAAAGAACACACGGACACUGAAAGAACGGAGAUAGCAAUGGCCUGCCCUUCGCUCUUACGCUCUGCCACGUCGUCGUUUCACGGUCAAUUCCCAGUUGUUGUGUCACCUCCACCUUUACGCCUGUCGUACGGAAACCCUAGAAAUGGGGGCGGAUUGGUGAUGCCGGUGAAGGCCUCGGCGGUAGUGCUGGUGGAGAAGUCAGAGGCAGAGAAGGUCAGUCGGCUCAAGACCACUUACCUUGAAAGAAUCGUUCCUCAGCUCAAAGAAGAGUUCUCCUACACGAACAUCCACCAGGUUCCGAAGGUUGAGAAGGUUGUUGUGAACUGCGGUAUUGGAGACGCUCAACAGAAUGCUAAGGGAUUGGAAGCAGCAAUGAAUGACUUGGCGCUCAUUACUGGGCAGAGACCCAUAAAGACACGAGCAAAGGUUUCCCUUGCUACCUUCAAGAUCAGGGAAGGCCAGCCACUUGGGAUUGCUGUCACACUUAGAGGAAAUGUGAUGUACUCAUUCCUUGAUCGGCUGAUUAACUUGGGACUUCCUAGGACAAGGGAUUUCCAAGGUCUAAACCCAAAUAGUUUUGAUGGAAACGGGAAUUAUGCCGUUGGCAUUAAGGAACAGAGUGUGUUCCCGGAGAUCCGGUUUGAUCUUGGUAAGGGCAGGGGAAUGGAUGUUUGCAUUAAAACAACUGCUAAAACAGAUAAAGAAGCUCAGACACUUUUGGCUCUGAUGGGGAUGCCAUUUAGAGAGACCGGCCCUGUUAGUGCUGUGCGCAAGAAGAAGCUCAAGUCUCACCAUUUCAGUUCAAAGGGAAGAGGACGAAGAUGAGGGUUUUGCCGUUUCGAGAGGAUGACAUUUUGCUGUUGUUUUGUAUUCCUGCCAAGUUAAAGCCACCAACAACAGUUCUCUAUGUUCAAUGAAUAUCAUCUUUAUUCUUGUUGUGUAAA